Entamoeba dispar SAW760 is the source of this 438-nucleotide messenger RNA. RefSeq names its product Four and a half LIM domains protein, putative. Bases 1 to 438 code for a protein of 145 amino acids. Gene Ontology annotation, cellular component: Z disc; nucleus. The record is from RefSeq and is a predicted model, not a curated record. Gene Ontology annotation, molecular function: transcription coregulator activity. NCBI's taxonomy places the organism in Eukaryota, Evosea, Mastigamoebida, Endamoebidae. The transcript has a single exon.
AUGAGUUUAGAGUGUAGUGGUUGUCAUAAAUUAUUUAAAGAACUUAACAGUGGACUUAAAGGAACAAGUUGGUGUGAUGAAUGUUUUAAUUACAAACAAUGUGCUAAAUGUGGAAAUCCAAUUACAAGAAAUAUGGUAAUUGUUAAAACCUUUGAAGGAAAAGAUUAUCAUGCCGAAUGUUUUAAAUGUGUUGCCUGUAAAACAAGAAUUAAGAAAGAGCCUAUUGUGUAUGAUGGUAAGUUUUAUUGUCAAGAAUGUGGUGAACCAUGUGGUGGAUGUGGAAAGCCAAUUGGAAUGUCAUUUUUAGAAGUAUUUGGAAAGAAAUGGCAUGAAGGUUGUGUUAAAUGUGUUAAGUGUAACAGACAAAUUGGUGACGAACAAUUUUAUGAAGAAGAUGGUAAACCAAUAUGUGCUGUUUGUGUUGAUUAUGAUAAUUAA